AUGGAUCUGCCUACUCGCAUCCGGCGUGGCGCCCAAGGCGUUUCAUCGAGAAUCGGGACACGGAACAUCGCAGGGCGCACGAAUUCAGAACAACAGGCCAAAAAGCCUACACAGCGGUUCACCGAACGUUUUCGGGCCUACAAACGUUCGUUGUCGGACUUAAUAUUGGGGCCACCCAAAUCAGCAGACUCGUUUGUCACUUGUGAUGGCCCUGGCCAACAGAAUAAUGGGAGAGCUGCAUUGCCCGUGGGCCUGGACUCUACCUGUUCGUACGAAAGCCCAGAAGUAUCAGAAAAGUCGCCGCCUGAGUCUGCUUCCCUUCUACACAUUACGGAAUGCAACAUGGAAUCAGCCCAUGACCAAGUGAAUGCGCAACACGCCUCAACGCUUCGUGACCUCACUGGAGUGGGAAGCCAUCUCCCAACAGACGAUCGUGGGAUUGACCAGGACAGAAGGCGAAGAGACUCGUAUCGCGAUUCGAUCGUUGGGCAUGGGUCUUCUGAUGAGUACAACGUCAACCUUCGUUUUUCGAGCCCAAGGAGUACGUUUGGUUAUCCCACAAGAACAUCGAGCUGCACAACCAACUCAUCGAGAUCUGAGCUUCCGGACGGGCUACAGCGGCAUAAACGAUAUUCAUCCCUCUGGGCACAUGAAUCAUUUGCCGAAGGGUCGACUACUGAAUCGGUUUUCAGCGGAAGGGCGCAGUCGACUAUUUCUAUUUCCUCAGUCGGCACCGUUGAGGCCCCCAUCACAGAUGAAGCCCGCCCUGCUGCGUCGAAGCGACAAAGACUAUCGUCGUCCUCGACAGGCACAUUGUCAAGUUACUAUGAUGUCAAUCUGGACGAGAAUCCCUUGCCAACGCCGCCAAGUUCGGCUGGCUUGCGAAACUUUAGAAAGUCUAUUGAUCGGUCUUCUGCUGAGAGUUUGAAUAUCACCAACCAACUACAAAAUUUUGAGAAACCAACAAAGAAGACAAAUGGAGAUCGACCAGAACGGCCUGUUCUGAAGAUAGAACCUGUAACCGGCUGGCUCAAUAUAGGCGAAAUGGACGAGGAAACAUCUGCGAAGCCGCUCAGCGUUAUCUCGGAAGGGAACUCUGACGCGGCAAACUCGUUUAUGGACACAAGCCCUAUCCAGCCAUCCGGUCCGUUUGACAGAUUGCCUAUCCCCUCGAACCCGACUAGAUCUGGUCGAAGGUCAUUCUCAGAUUCUACAUCUGAGAUUCCCAAUUCUCUCACAUCCCCAAUGCCGAUGGUCUCAACACGCGCCACAUCUAUCAAUGAACAGUCAGAGCUCGACGACGUUAGUGAAGACGACAGCCUUGUUUCUGAUGACAUGGAUGAAACGGACGAUCCAUUUCUCGAAGCAUUCGCAGCCUCCUCCUUGGACCCAAAUCUUCUCCCAUUUGUACUGAACCUCAAAGAUCAUUUGGUGGACCAAGUCGCAUCAAGAGUGGCCGAAUGGGUGAGAUCCCACGCUAUUGGGCCUGGAGAAUCAGGAUCGGGAGGACCCUCUAGUGCAAACUUUAGCCCCAAUAACUCGAGUGGUUCUGGGUCAAGGAAAUCUGGCCGGAAGAGGAGCUUUUUCGGCGAGGGUGGUGAUAACUCCGAGAGAGAAGAUGGAGAUGACGAGCAAGGCAAGAGGCGAAGGACUGAGCCCGACCUCCUCGACAAGGCAGGUCAUGGACUUUUUGCUUGCCCGUUUACGAAACGAUACCCCGAGAAGAAGUGGCCAAAAUGCCACAAGAAAGCCUUCAAAGAAGUUCACCGUAUCAAAGAGCAUAUCUAUAGGACACAUAUGCUUGCUCCACACUGUGAGAGAUGUUUUGCUGAAUUCGAAACGGAGGCGGAGCGGGCAGCGCACAGCCGGCAACAGGUUCCGUGUGAUGUUAUUGAGCCUCCAGCUGCCAUGAUCGGCGUAACGGCCGACAUUAAGGAUAGAUUGAAGUCUAGAAAGGGGAAACAGAACUGGGAUGAAGACUCGAAAUGGAGAGCGAUGUACACCAUUCUUUUUGAAGACCAAACCGAAAUACCGAGUCCUUAUUACGAAUUCGAUAUGUCUAUUGGGCCAAUGAGCCAAGACCAAUGUACGCAGUUUAUCCGACAGCAAUCCAGUCACUGCGAGCGGGAGAUUAGGGGUCUCUUGGAGGAGAGACUACAGGAUGAGCCCGGAUUCGAUAUUCUGCGAGUUCGUGUCUUGGAGACGAUCAGGGAGGCUUUUGACACAUACUUCCCAGCAACGACAGCUGCAACUCCCAGUUCUGCCUCCAAAUCAGAAGGACCUCAAGUAUCACGGAAAUCAAAGUCUCCUGCUUCGAUGUUGUCAACCAUCGAACUGAAUUCUUUCGACAAGAAGAAUGUACCUUCACACCAAUCUACGCCUAUCGAUGGAGAUCAUGGAGCGACCAGCUUGGGAGAUAGAUUGCAGCCAAGAAACGACCUUUCGAAUCGUUUUGCCACAGGACUUACGGUGCAUUCGACACCAGAACCUGGCAGUGAGAGGGACCUGCUUGUACCAUCAAAAGCGGAUGGCAACAAUGAAACACCAGAACCUUCAUGCCCUGGCGGCCAUGAGAGGGGCAUGCUAGCCGGGCUGUAUGAUACCCAGUUCAACUUUUCUGAUGAGAUCUGUGACUCUUUUUACUUCUACGAGGACCGCCCCUUGGAAUUCCUUGGGGAGCACCCUUGGCUUACCGAGCAUACAGAGCCUGCAGUUGAGAAUCCCCAAUGA
Messenger RNA from Clonostachys rhizophaga, 2730 nucleotides. Lineage: Eukaryota; Fungi; Ascomycota; Sordariomycetes; Hypocreales; Bionectriaceae. The record is from the annotation of a GenBank genome assembly.